This is a messenger RNA of Rotaria sp. Silwood2, 558 nucleotides long. Lineage: Eukaryota; Metazoa; Rotifera; Eurotatoria; Philodinida; Philodinidae. The record is from the annotation of a GenBank genome assembly.
AUGGAAGGUGAUGAAAAAGACGACAUACUUUCAUUUUGGAAACAACAUAAACAAUCAUUUCCAUUAAUUGCAUCAAUUGCUCGUGAUAUAUUAGCUAUUCCUGCUUCGAAUACGUCGGUUGAGAGACAAUUUUCUGCAUAUACACGUUUUAAUGGAGCAUAUGCAAUGUUAAAUGUAUUUUCAAGUAUUUUUGAUGAAUUAGUUCAAAUACUAGAUUCGAAAUUAUUAACAACUUAUUCUCGUAUAAAUGAUGAUUUUUUACUUGAUAUAUGCCGAUUUUUAUUACUAUUUGAUACAGUUAUUAAAGCUUUAAGUGAUGAUCGACGACCGACACUCCAUCGUGUGUUACCAUUCAAACAGUAUUUGAUCAACAAAUGUGAAAUUGAUAAUGAUGAUAAUGAAGAUUUCAAACAAGUAAAAUGCUUCUUGGGCAAACGUUUGGAUGAAAAAUUGGAACUAACCGAUGAACAUCUUAUUGCGGCAGUACUUCAUCCAAACAAUAAACAUUUACAUAAAAGUCCUCAUUUGAAAGAACGUGUAAUACUUUUAUUAAAAUAA